UUUUACUGUCAUAUGAUGAAAUCGAAAGAGAAGAAACUUGUAAAAACGUCAACAUUUACUUUUUCGACCAUGCCUUUAGCCGAGCCGUUUGAGCAGGCUUUCGUUAUCUCUCUUACGCUCACAGCAUCGCUCAACCGAAUCAAUGAUUAUGAAUGCUGUAUAGCACGGGCUAGGCAAGGAAUGGCGAUCGAUGAACCAGCUUCGCAGUCAGCCAAGCGGCAGCGUUAGUAUAGUUCGGCGGGCUGCAGUGUUGCGUUGUGUCUUGUAUCAGUCCGGUUACGCGGUGAUAAUCGGUUCCCGAGCACCUCAAACACCACUACUGCUGCGGUAGCGGAUUACGGCGUUCUGACUUCCGACACGUUGUGGCGGAUGCGUUCAAACGAGCCUCGAUGAAUCUAGUUUUGAACGAGCCAGCGAGACGUUCAUCAUUAUCACACAGCCAGUGAAGCCUGCCCGUGUGUAUCCGUAAAUGAGGUGCAGUGCAGAGCGCGUACACGCAACUCGACCGACGGUGAUAGGCGUAGGUAGUUGAACACUUGAAGACACGCUGGUCUGCACGAUCGCCCCGUGCCAUCUGUUGAGAUAGAACGGUCACAGGCAAAGGCACCGUACGAUACCAAACCGACGGUCAUCUCCAGCAUCUUCACCGGAGCCAUGCGUCUUCGCGGGGCCAAUCCUUUCCAGUCUUGGCUGGUGACGGUGCUGCUGCUCGGCGUAACGGUGAUCGCGAUGCCCUCCGACGGUCCAUGGACCAUCUACAGGAACAGAACGGAGAUCUACGAGGGCGACGAGUGUGAAUUGACGAAAUCACCACUGCGGACCGGGAUCUGCAGGAAGGCAACGGAGUGCCCACAGAGUGCGGGACCCAAUGCUGUGCACUGCGAGUUCAGCGUGCGCGAUGCGGUUGUCUGCUGUCCGACGACGGGCGGAACAGGAGUUAGCACCAACCGGUUUACCAGCAUCGCCAAGCAGGAGUGUGAUGUGCUCCUGAGCCGAUCGAGCAACCUUUCUGACCAUCUGUCCGGCGUCCGAAAGGAGGUGGCCCUCGGUGAGUUCCCGUUUAUGGCGAGCAUUAAAUUCGAGGGUGACGAUGUCGGUGAUAUCGGAUGCGGGGCGGCCCUCAUCUCGAAGCGGUUCCUGCUGACGGCAGCGCACUGUUUCAACACCUUCAAGCCCGCCAGCGUGACGCUCGGCGCAAUUCUAAAGGACGACGUGGAAGCAACCGAGUACCGGGUGAAGCAGGUGCACAUACACGAGAACUACAAGCGCCGCCAGAACGAUCUGGCACUGAUCGAGUUGACUACCGAUGUCGCGGACGAUUCGCACAUCGGUCCGAUCUGUCUCAACAACGGAAUGCUGGACAUCGAUUCGUCGGUCAACCUCACCGUGAUGGGCUGGGGUAUAGAUGGAAACGGUGCCAGGACGAACAGGCUGUACAAGGGGAUCGUGAAAAAGGUCAGUGAGAGUCAGUGCAAGGAGAAGUACAACGAAGCCCGGCUGACGAUUCAGCUGAACGAGAAAAUGUUGUGCGCACUCGGCGAAAAGUCUGCAAUCAACAACGAGUUCACGGAUACGUGCGAGGGCGAUUCGGGCGGUCCGAUGAUCAUGACCGUGCGGGGGAAAUUCUACCUCGUCGGAGUGAUCUCAUUCGGCACGAGCUGUGGCGGCCCCAUCCCCGGUAUCUACACGCAGGUUUCACAGCAUAUCGACUGGAUAGAGCGGAAGGUCUGGGGUGGCCAAUAGUCAGAGAAAGUGCCCAUUUUUCGCUUAUUCUUUAGAAACACGAUAACUAUACAAUUUAGAUAGAUUACCGGUAUCGCUAGAUCUUAGAAGAAUUUUGAAGCGUGUCCGGUAGUAAAAAUUCGAAGUGAGUGGUACACAGAUCUGGUAGGAAAGCCAUGGUUACCAGAAUGGAUUCUUUUCCAUUCAGCCAGCACACUGCAACCGACUUUCAAGGUUUGUGACGAUAUUCGUGUAUGCUAUUAAAUGUAUAGCUUAUACGUUUCAAUGUAAUGCGAUACAGUCAUAUACGGUCACUAUAUGUUCGUUUUUGAAGUAACCUUUAUGAUAAGAUACGAUGAUCAUAGCUUUUAAGAAUACGUUUAGGUGCAUCUUUCUUUCGCUUCUCUAAACUGUAUACCUAGUUUCUAAGCUAUGUUUUUCAGGUGUGCUAAUAUUACAAAGGUACUGGAGGAAUACUAUAUUACCAGUACUUUCGAUAGCUUGUGCCACAAUUUACUCACAUUUGAAUGAGAUUCUUCAACUUGGUUGUAUGAUAUGUUAAAGUUCAUAUCAUACUUAUUUUUCCACUGACCACUGACCACUAUCGCCUACAUUGAUAUUAUGUGUGGUCUUGUGCCAGCAAUUUACCUGCUCUGGUAAAUAUGGUAGGCAAGCCUUAUCAUUCCAUUCAAUACCGUAAAAUAUCGUUGGAAUAUUCGCUGACGUAUUGUGGAUAAGUCAACGGACAAUCUUUUCAUUUUAGCUUUCAAGCGACAUGUAAAUUUUUGAAAUAAAAAUAUAUCUUAAGUUUGUCACAAUAAAUAAACUUACUAUGCAUUGAUUCUAUCAGUGUUAAUAGA
Anopheles coustani is the source of this 2582-nucleotide messenger RNA. RefSeq names its product trypsin-1-like. Bases 655 to 1743 code for a protein of 362 amino acids. Gene Ontology annotation, molecular function: serine-type endopeptidase activity. Gene Ontology annotation, biological process: proteolysis. The transcript has 3 exons. Lineage: Eukaryota; Metazoa; Arthropoda; Insecta; Diptera; Culicidae. The record is from RefSeq and is a predicted model, not a curated record.